GCUGCCGCCGGGGCCGCGGGUGCGGAGCGCUGCGCCGGCCUCCCGCAAUAUGCCUCCGCUGCCCUCGGGCUGCUCGCCAUGCCGGGCACCUGCGAGCGCCUCUCCGCGCUGCUCCCGGGGCUGGCGGCCGCGCUGCUGCCGCUGCUGGUGAUGCUGAUGCUGGGGCGGCCGCCCCCCGCCGCCGCCGCCGCCACCCGCCCGCAGCAGCAGCGAGCGGCGCUGCCCGGGGGCGCCCCCGCCGCGGCACCAGGAUCUGUUUUUACGCUAAAAGUUCAAGUAAAUGACAUCAUCAGUCAUCAGUACCUGCGACAAGCGGUGGUGGAGGUGUUUGUGAACUACACCUUGACAAAUUCUACUCUUACUGGGAACAAUGGAGCAGUGUUAAUAAAAGUCCCCUACAAAUUAGGAUUAAGCUUAACUAUUGUCUCAUACAAGGAUGGCUACCUGCUGACACCUUUGCCUUGGAAGACUGCAAGAAUGCCAAUAUACUCGUCCGUGACGCUCUCAUUAUUCCCACAAAGUCAAGCUAAUAUAUGGCUGUUUGAAGAUACUGUCUUAAUUACUGGAAAACUGUCUGAUGCCAAAUCUCAACUGAGUGUUCAGUUUCCAAAAUCUUUAAUAAAGCUUCCAACGAAUCAUAUUGCAAAUGUUACAGCCUAUCUGACAGUGCCAGAGCAAUUUUUGAAAGUGGACAGCUUUCUCUAUACAACAGGAAUUAUUCUAAAUAAAUCAGGUUUCAAAAGCAUGGAAUUAACUCCUCUUGCUGCCAUAUGUGUAAAUGUUCUUUUGGCUGGGAAAGAACUGAAUGUAAAUGGUCCCAUUCAGGUUACACUUCCUCUUCCCACAACUACGGUAAAAUCAGGAGAUGCUGUACCUGCCUGGACAUUCGAUAUGAAAAUUGGUGCUUGGGUAAACCGUGGGCUAGGAAUGGUCAAGGAAGUGGAUGGUCAGUUAGUAUGGACAUACACUGCUCAACACUUGGGCUACUGGAUAGCAGCUCCACUGCCUGGAACGAGAGAAUCCAUUAUUAGUGCUGUUUCCAAGGACAUAACAGCCUAUCACACAGUGUUCCUUACGGCCAUACUGGGAGGAACUCUUGUCAUUAUCAUUGGAUUUUUUGCUGUUCUUCUUUGUUACUGCAGGGAUAAAUGUCGUCGCACACAGAAGAAGGAAAAAAACACAACUAAGCUGGAGGUCAUAAAAAAAGAUCAGACAACGUCAACAACUCACAUAAAUCACAUCAAUGCUGUGAAAGGGUCUUUAAAGUUGGAGGAUAAGUCACAGUUAUAUACACCGAAGAUUUCUUCAUACAGCCCUCAAAGAAGGCUGUCCAUAGACACAGAAGAUGGAAAAUCACAAGACAAUUUUAAAAUCUACACAGAGGAUGCUUCUUACCAGUCAUCCUGUCAGACUGGUCAGGCAAGAAAUUCAGCCCAUUCAGUGGAGCCUAAUGCUGGAGUGAGGCUUUUACAGCAGCCAAAGCACAGUAACAGUGCUAUUUCCCAGGCUCCUAGGGACAUUCCAGACCAAAACAGAUACCUUUCACUGAAAGAGGAGAUAUAUGGGCUUUCCCACAUCCCAGAACAUCUAAUGCAUAUUUACAAUCAGCCUAUUGCUAUUCUUCAAACCUCAGACCUUUUCCACUCCCCAGAACAACUGCAUCCUGCUAAAUCAGCAACUUUGCCAAGGAAAGGGCAGCUGGUGUAUGGCCCCAUGAUGGAACCCAUGAAUCGCGACAAUUACAUGCAAACACUCCCCAAAAUGCCAGUGCAUUCUCAUCCCCAGCCUUCUGCCUGCAGAGAUGAAAACAGUACCCUGGGUGGUGAAGAGGGCUUACCUUCCCAAACAUCCAACUGGAGCCGGUACACCAACAGCUUACUGGAAUCUGUCUCUGUUCCUGGGACAUUGAAUGAAGCAGUUGUAAUGACUCCAUUUUCAUCUGAACUUCAAGGUAUUUCGGAACAAACAUUGCUGGAACUCUCUAAAGGAAAACCAUCUCCACAUCCUCGAGCAUGGUUUGUGUCCCUGGAUGGAAAACCAAUUGCUCAAGUGAGGCAUUCCUUCAUAGAUCUGAAAAAGGGCAAAAAAACAGAGAGUAAUGAUACUAGUCUGGACUCUGGUGUGGACAUGAAUGAGCAUCAUCCUAGCAGGAAACUGGAGAGAGAGAAAACUUUCAUUAAAAGUAUGCCACAUUCUAAGAUUCUUUACUUGGAAGAUCUGGAUCUGAGUAGCAGUGAAAGUGGGACCACUGUUUGCACUCCAGAGGACCAGGCUGUGAGGCACAUUAUGGAAGGAGGGAAUGGGCCAGUCAUAGAACAGCAUGAUGAGGAAGGUCUAAGAAAAAAAUCUCUACCAGGAAGUCAUGAGUCUGGUAUCCCUUCUGCUAAAAAAAGGGAUAGACCACCUCUAAUGAAAAGAGAUAGCAAAACCAAUAUCUGGAAGAAAAGAGAGGAGAGGCCCCUUAUUCCUAUAAAUUAAAACACAAUGUGCUUUGUGCUUUUGCUCUCCCUGCUGGUUGUUGACCUCUUGGCUGCUUCUGUAAUUCUGCAGUGUUGGGUUUACAAGGGAAAAGUUGUUUUCUAGUAUAAAAAGUUUCCUUUUUUUAACGUACAGAUUGAGUUACUAAACUUCAGCUGGGCAAUUGAUAUUCCAUGCAAAUUGAAAACAGGGAAAUGCUACUUGUAAACUUUUCCAGUUCCUGAUUUUAUUGGCAGUAUGGGGAAGGCCCACAUUUUAAUUAGCCUGUCAUUCUUGGACACACCUUUGGGAAUGCACAGUGAGAAAUGUAGGCACAUGUUUUAAUAUUUUUGUACUUGUUGCUAAUGUGAUGGUAGCCUAGUUAAAGCCAUUCCUCAGCCUUGUUCCUAAUCAACGUGACCAUUCUGUACAGCAUUUUAUAUGUGAACUUUUCUAGGGAUCUGUUACUACUUCUUUGUACAAUGUGAAAUGUUUCAUCCGUUGGUCCCACAACACCAGCAGAUGAGCUCUGUUGGAUUUAUCAGCGGAGCUCUAUAGCAUUACUGCCCUCCCUGUGUGGCCAUCCAUGUGCAAUUCCAUACAACAGUGGGGGAAGGGGGAAGUGUACAAGCUCUGUGGCCACUGCAGUUCACGGUCCACGCUAUCUUAAGAUGUUGCCCAUCUGCUUUGUUUGAAUCUGCUUUGUUAUGGCCCAUGGAAGUUGAAGAUUGACAUCAGUUGUGAAGUAUCUACGUCCAGCAGAAAAGGACUGGUUCUGGUAGCAUUUGAAGCUGCAGCUACUCCUGAUCCCAGUGUCUUGUUUUGGCUUCUUUGUCAGUGAACAUCUUCUCUUCUGCAUGCCGUUGGGCCAAUUGUGCUCCACAAUAUAGCCUUGAAUUUCUGCAUAUUUAUAAGCAAGAGUUUGGCCCAUGAUGAAGUGUGUAAGAUUAGACAAAUUAUGCCUUGGAAAUAGUUUCUUGAGCAGGAAAGCUCGGCACUGUUGCUUUUUAUUUUAUGUUUAAAACAAUGGGAGAUCAUUUGAGGUUUAUGUGCCUACAUUUUGCCAGCCUGAGCUGCUUUUAUCUAGGUUUGCAGAGGAGUUAAGCAGGCUUUAAAAGUUGGGGGGAGGGUUACGAGCAUGAGACAGAAGAUUGCAAAAUUUGGUCUAUAAUGCAAUAUAAAUACUACUUAUGACUCAUCUUAGAGUUAAAUUUACCAAAUGUCAUGAAUGCAUGAAUUGUAACUAAGAUAUGUAUAGAGGAAGGAAAGGCCAUCAAAAUAUUCUUUAAUUUUAAUGUUCAUCUUGUCAAAGUGAUCAUUUCAACUUUGGCUAACAGAAAAAUGGAUGCAUCUCUUAAUGUGCUUCAUACAGUAUACAGAAUGUAUUUCUGUGGCUUUGAGGCUGUUUCCCCGGUGAAAUAAGUUCCAGCAUUUUGGCUUUGGCAGUUUGAUUAUAAAUCAUCCUAAAAAGGCUUUAUAAAUAUUUCCCUUAGAGCUUGGUUAAGGUUCUGUACCGAGACCCAAACAUACAAUGCCUAUAUUUGAAUUGUGGUGUGAACAAUGCUUGGUUGUCUGCCCUGUAGUACACUCAAGAGUUGGGAAGUAUCCUAUGCAGCUGGGCUUCUGGGAAUAUUUACUCAGGAAAUAUUACUGUGAAAUAUG
Corvus hawaiiensis (hawaiian crow) is the source of this 4119-nucleotide messenger RNA. It is a transcript of the gene FAM171B, whose product is annotated as family with sequence similarity 171 member B. The record is from RefSeq and is a predicted model, not a curated record. NCBI's taxonomy places the organism in Eukaryota, Metazoa, Chordata, Aves, Passeriformes, Corvidae. Bases 79 to 2478 code for a protein of 799 amino acids. The transcript is spliced from 8 exons.